AUGAGCGGGGUGUGGGGGACCGGGGGGCCUCGGUGCCAGGCGGCGCUCGCGGUCCUGGCUUCUCUGUGCCGGGCCCGGCCGCCCCCUCUCGGGCUGGACGUGGAGACUUGUCGGAGCUUCGAGCUACAGCCCCCAGAGAGGAGUCCGAGCGCGGCCGACACAGGCACCUCUGUCAGCCUCCUCGCAGUGGUAGUUAUUGUGUGUGGCGUGGCCCUGGUGGCAGUUUUUCUCUUUCUCUUUUGGAAGCUGUGCUGGAUGCCCUGGAGGAACAAGGAGGCCUCCAGUCCCGCUUCUGCUAGCCCUCCCCCGGAGGCCCCCCAGAGCCCCAGCUCCGGAGGCAACAUGGCGGACAAGCUGAAGGACACCAACAGCCUGGGCUUCCUAGAGGCGGCCGUGAAGAUCAGCCACACGUCCCCAGAUAUCCCGGCCGAGGUGCAGAUGUCGGUCAAGGAGCACAUCAUGCGUCACACGCGGCUGCAGCGACAGACCACAGAGCCAGCAUCGUCUACCAGGCACACGUCCUUCAAGCGCCACCUGCCACGGCAGAUGCACGUGUCCAGCGUGGACUACGGCAACGAGCUGCCCCCCGCGGCGGAGCAGCCCACCAGCAUUGGCCGCAUCAAGCCCGAACUCUACAAGCAGAAAUCGGUGGACGGGGACGAUGCCAAGUCCGAGGCUGCCAAGAGCUGCGGGAAACUCAACUUCAGCCUGCGCUAUGACUACGAGAGCGAGACCCUGAUCGUGCGCAUCCUCAGGGCCUUCGACCUCCCCGCCAAGGACUUUUGCGGCAGCUCUGACCCCUACGUCAAGAUCUACCUCCUGCCUGAUCGCAAACGCAAGCUGCAGACGCGGGUGCACCGCAAGACCCUGAACCCCACCUUCGACGAGAACUUCCACUUCCCCGUGCCCUACGAGGAGCUGGCAGACCGCAAGCUGCAUCUCAGCGUCUUCGACUUCGACCGUUUCUCCCGCCAUGACAUGAUCGGAGAGGUCAUCCUGGACAACCUCUUUGAGGCCUCCGACCUGUCCCGGGAAACCUCCAUCUGGAAGGACAUCCAGUAUGCCACCAGUGAAAGCGUGGACCUGGGAGAGAUCAUGUUCUCGCUGUGCUACCUGCCCACAGCAGGCAGGCUCACCCUCACAGUGAUCAAAUGUCGGAACCUCAAGGCGAUGGACAUUACAGGCUAUUCAGAUCCAUAUGUCAAAGUGUCCCUGCUUUGUGAUGGGAGGAGACUGAAGAAGAAGAAAACAACCAUAAAGAAGAACACUCUCAACCCUGUCUACAAUGAAGCCAUCAUCUUUGACAUCCCCCCAGAGAACAUGGAUCAAGUCAACCUGCUCAUCUCAGUUAUGGAUUACGAUCGAGUGGGCCACAAUGAGAUCAUAGGAGUGUGUCGUGUGGGGAUCAAUGCCGAAGGCCUGGGCAGGGACCACUGGAACGAGAUGCUGGCGUACCCACGGAAGCCCAUUGCACACUGGCACUCCUUGGUGGAGGUAAAGAAAUCCUUCAAAGAGUGGCAGGGCCGGGCUGCCAGCUUUGACAGUGAGAGCUCCUGCCCGUCCCCGAAACCACCUCCCACACCAUGA
Prionailurus viverrinus (fishing cat) is the source of this 1587-nucleotide messenger RNA. It is a transcript of the gene SYT6, whose product is annotated as synaptotagmin 6. Gene Ontology annotation, molecular function: calcium-dependent phospholipid binding; syntaxin binding; clathrin binding. The record is from RefSeq and is a predicted model, not a curated record. Gene Ontology annotation, cellular component: membrane. Gene Ontology annotation, biological process: calcium-ion regulated exocytosis; regulation of calcium ion-dependent exocytosis; regulation of dopamine secretion. Bases 1 to 1587 code for a protein of 528 amino acids. Lineage: Eukaryota; Metazoa; Chordata; Mammalia; Carnivora; Felidae. The transcript is spliced from 7 exons.